CUGAUCCGAGUUGACCGUUCAAGAUGGCGGAGUAUCUUGCGUCCAUUUUUAGUGCAGAAAAAGACAAGGUCAACUGCGCCUUUUAUUUCAAAAUUGGAGCCUGUCGUCAUGGAGAUCGAUGUUCUAGAUUGCACAAUAAACCAACUUUCAGUCAGACCAUCUUGAUUUAAAACAUCUACCGUAACCCCCAAAAGAGUGCACAGACAGCCGACACUUCUCGCUACCAUUGUCCUCUUGAACAUAUACCGUAACACAAAAACUCUGCCCAGUCUGCUGAUGGUUUACACUGUGCUGUUAGUGAUUUGGAAAUGCAGGAACAUUAUGACGAGUUUUUUUUAGGGAGUCUUCACAGAAAUGGAGAAGUAUGGAGAGGUUGAGGAGAUGAAUUUGUGCGAUAACCUUGGUGAUCAUUUGGUCGGAAAUGUUUAUGUGAAGUUUUGGAGGGAAGAGGAUGCUGAGAAGACUGUAUUGGACUUAAAUAAUCGCUGGUGUAAUGGCCAACCAAUACAUUCAGAGCUCUCACCAGUUACGGACUUCAGAGAAGCCUGCUGUAGACAGUAUGAAAUGGGGGAGUGCACUAGAGGCGGUUUCUGUAAUUUCAUGCACUUGAAACCCAUUUCUCGAGAGCUGAGGAGAGAGCGUUAUGGACGUCAUAGAAAAAGACAUCGUUCUCGGUCAAGAUCUCGUGAAAGACGCUCUCGUGACCACAACCGUGGAGGUCGUGAACGUGAGAGGAGAAGAUCAAGAGAUCGUGAACGUUCUGGAAGAUUUUGAGCCGUGACACAGUUUUGCUGCCUAUGUUUUGUUGCUUAGUGUCAUCAACCAAUGACCAGCAUUUGUGUGAGACAUCAGAUGCCGUCGUUACUUGCUUGAAACCCUUUAGU
Messenger RNA from Sinocyclocheilus anshuiensis, 884 nucleotides. RefSeq names its product splicing factor U2AF 35 kDa subunit-like. The record is from RefSeq and is a predicted model, not a curated record. Bases 355 to 774 code for a protein of 139 amino acids. The transcript is spliced from 9 exons. Lineage: Eukaryota; Metazoa; Chordata; Actinopteri; Cypriniformes; Cyprinidae. Gene Ontology annotation, cellular component: U2AF complex. Gene Ontology annotation, biological process: mRNA splicing, via spliceosome. Gene Ontology annotation, molecular function: metal ion binding; RNA binding.